AUGUCUGAUACUGACGAACAUGCUGAUAGGACCCAUAUUGUUUCAGAUUUGAUGCCGUUCAUCUGCAUAAUCACACCGUGCAAGGAACCACGCGACAUGUAUCGCACAAUGGAAACAUGGAUGUCACACAUGAUGAAGAACCACGCCCAAGACCUAUGGACCUGCGUCCAUCGAGAUCACACAUCAGACAUGGGCUUCUCUUCAGAGCCUGAAUUCCGCCAACACAUGCUUAAGAUGCAUAAGGAAGAAGUGGCUGAAGAGGACAUAGACGAAGUUGUCCAGGAAUGUCAUACUCGAAUCUCACCCUUCAAUUCCAUUCAAAAAUGCCCAAUAUGCGGCGACACCAGCUUCGGUGACAACCAGGAUGUCCAGGGCCAUAUUGCAUCGCAUCUUGUGUGGUUCUCUCAAAUCUCGGUGUCCGGUCACAUUAUUCCGGAAAGCUUCAAUCUGGAACAUGACUUAAAGGCCCACGAGUCCCGAAGCACACUAUUUGUGGUUCCAAAUAGUGACAAUUCGGCAGAGAUAGCAUCGAUACUUGAAGCAAAUGCAGAUGAAGACACUGAGGAGGUCUUUCAAGCUGAAGAGCUUUCUGGCGACAUUAGCGGACCCGCUCCUGACCUUGGUCCACAUGAUACCCAGACUUGGAAAGAAGUAACGGCGAAAACGUUGCAUUCAGACUAUAAUCUAGCUGAUGAUAAUGUGAUUCAAACGUUGUUCUCGGCUCAGAAGCCCGAUCUCCAGAUGGAGCCAAUCGAGGAAGACUCUACCAUGGUUGGGCCAGCUGAGACUACCACUCCGACAAAGUCAGCCGUUUCCAUGGCUCCUCGCCCGGAGGCAGAAAUCACCUGGGACGCUGCACCUGUAUGGGAUCCCUACGCACAGAAAUACUAUUGGGAGGGUGUACGGCUUGAAGGCCGAAAGAGAGUACGGAAAUACGCAAGACUUUCGACAAAUUUUGACGCAAACGGCAACCCGCUACCAGACAUGAGGCCUCCUUCCAUGGGUGCUUCUGGUGUGUCCUCAAUUCCAACUGUUCAGGAUCAAAGUGAUGUGAGGCCGAGAAAGGCACCGCAUCUCAUGGGAGAUCAGGCCUCCAAAGAAUAUUCAGACCUUGAUUAUCAAAGUCAAGUGGAGUGA
Molecule: messenger RNA, 1137 nt
Organism: Cryphonectria parasitica EP155
Lineage: Eukaryota; Fungi; Ascomycota; Sordariomycetes; Diaporthales; Cryphonectriaceae
Exons: 3
Coding region: 1-1137 (378 amino acids)
Source: RefSeq, a predicted model, not a curated record